GUCUGUCCUUCUUCCUCUCUCAAAGAGAAAUGUCUGCCUCCGUUAGAAGCAUGUCUUUGACACUCUGUCGCAGUUCAAGAGUUGUUCAAAGAGCUUUCCGUCCAGCUACACGUUUAUUCAGUGUUGGAUCUUGCUUAAAAGUAGAAAACAGAUCUGAUGGAACAGGGAGUGUCAUUGAAUCUACAGUAGAGUACAGGUUUGUGGAGAGGCUCAUUCCUCUUUCACGCAUCCCAGCUCCCCCUAAACAUAAUGGUCCUUCUCCAUCAGGAUGGAUCCAACCACCAGAUACACCACCUUCGCUGCCGUACAUGAUCCGUCGCUCCCGAAUGCACAAUGUACCCGUGUACUCUGACAUAAAGCAUGGAAAUCAACACAGCACUCUGCUCAGGAAAAUCGAGGGAGACAUGUGGGCUCUGAACAAGGAUGUUAAGGAGUUUCUACUUGGGCUCACAGGAAAAGAUCCUCCAACACAGGUCAAUGAGAUAACUGGGACCAUCCGAAUUAAAGGAUCGUUUGAAAAAGAGCUGAAGGACUGGUUACUGGAGAAGGGCUUUUAAUUUUUGAUUUCAUGAAUGGCAAUAAGGACAGGAGACAUGAUAAAGUGAUGUAAAUUCUAAACACAGGCUUUGAUUUCCAAUGUUUGUGUUUUUGCUUUGUAUUAAAGUUUGUAAAUAUAACAUACUUUACUGGUUUAAGAUGAAAUAAAUAUAAGGACAUGUCCUAAAACAGAAUGUGUGAUAUUU
This is a messenger RNA of Triplophysa rosa, 743 nucleotides long. RefSeq names its product mitochondrial ribosomal protein L49 (gene mrpl49). Lineage: Eukaryota; Metazoa; Chordata; Actinopteri; Cypriniformes; Nemacheilidae. Gene Ontology annotation, cellular component: mitochondrial large ribosomal subunit; ribosome. Gene Ontology annotation, molecular function: structural constituent of ribosome. Gene Ontology annotation, biological process: translation. The coding region runs from base 30 to 557 and encodes 175 amino acids. The record is from RefSeq and is a predicted model, not a curated record. The transcript is spliced from 4 exons.